AUGUUCUCAGAAGAGAUGGAAUCUCGUUUAGGAAACUCAACUUUUGUUUUGAUGGCAACUUCUGAAUCAUCAUCUGAUGAUAGUCUCUUCGUGUAUGAUUGCAUCAAUGCGGAGAAGACGACCGUAGGAAAUAAAGGACAGGAUGGAAACCCGACAGAUAAAGGAAGUGAUGACAUCCUAGCUUUUGCCUUUUCCCCAUCAGGAGAUUAUUUUGCCUUGACAGAUGACAGCAAACGUCUGAUUCUGUUCCGUACAAAGCCUUCCUGGGAAUGUAUUAGCGUCAGGUUGGUGAAAAGGAGAUGCACUUCCCUGAUUAUUACAGCUGCAGAUGAUAAGAUUCUGGUUGCAGACAAGUCUGGUGAUGUUUAUUCUUACUCAAUAACAGACUCCCAAGCAGAAGGAAAACUUGAGCUGGGUCAUUUGUCUCUGCUACUGGAUGUGGCGCUGAGUCCUGAUGACCGGUACAUCCUAACUGCAGACAGAGAUGAGAAGAUCAGAGUCAGCUUGGCAAAGGCUCCUUAUAAUAUUGUGUCCUACUGUCUGGGACACAAAGAGUUUGUAAGCAAAAUACUUGUAAUACCCAACUAUCCUGACCUGCUCUUGUCAGCUUCUGGGGACUCGACUCUGAGACUUUGGGAGUACAAAAGCGGGGAAGAAGUGUACUGCUGUCAUCUAAGUAGCAUUUGUGGGCCUGAGACAACCAAACCUGACCAGAAGUACCCUGUGUCAAGAAUAACCUACUGCUGUCAAGGUGAUUAUGUUGCCAUUCUCUGUGACUGUAUUCCCACAGUCUACGUCUUUCAGCUUGAUGCCAUUGCCCAGCAGCUAAUUUACAGACAGCAAAUCUCUUUGAAACAUAAAGUUUGGGACAUUGCAUUUGAGGAAACAGGAGAUCUAUGGAUUUUUGAGGAAGACAGUGAAGCUCCUCUUCAAUUGUACAGACCAUGUGAUGGACAGUGGAAGCCUGUAACUGAUGACAAAGGAUUACAGAAAAUGUCAAAAUAUCUUCAAGACAACUGGACAGUGUUUGAAGGUUUUGUUGGUGUAGAGAGACACUACGACAGUCUCUACAAGGCCUCAUUUGAUAACAUGGCCGCCUAUCUACAGAGGAAAGAGGAAAGGUUACAGCAGCAGAAAAAGAAAAGGCAGGAGGAUCUGCAACGUGGUUCGAAUGGAGAAACAAAAAAGAUGAAGACUGAAGAAUCAUCACUAUGA
Molecule: messenger RNA, 1215 nt
Organism: Charadrius vociferus (killdeer)
Lineage: Eukaryota; Metazoa; Chordata; Aves; Charadriiformes; Charadriidae
Gene: WDR4
Product: WD repeat domain 4
Exons: 11
Coding region: 1-1215 (404 amino acids)
Biological process (GO): RNA (guanine-N7)-methylation
Cellular component (GO): tRNA methyltransferase complex; cytosol; nucleus
Molecular function (GO): protein binding; tRNA (guanine(46)-N7)-methyltransferase activity
Source: RefSeq, a predicted model, not a curated record